UAAAUAGACUAUUCUUCUUGUAAGUAAAUAAAUAUAUGAUUGGUCUAUCAUCUGACAACAAAGCUACAGAUCCCAAUAGACAAGCUCCCCGUGCAUCCGAAACCCCAAGUCAAAUCAGAAAAAUAAAAAUAAAAAUCAAAUAAUUUUAUACGAUGAAUUUGUUAUGGUCGUUCCUGAAUUUGAUUAUGCUGUUUUCGCAAUUACCGAUAUCAAAAUCUUCAUUAAUUUCCGAUCUUUUCGACAGCUGGUGUGAAGAAUACGGUAAAACAUACGCUUCCGAGCAAGAGAAGCAGCACCGGCUGAACGUAUUUCAUGAGAACUACAAAUAUGUUAAUCAGCACAAUGCAGAUGCUAAUUCUUCCUACACUCUCUCCGUUAAUGCUUUUGCUGAUCUCACUAACCAUGAAUUUAGGGCUAAUUAUUUGGGGCUUUCGCCUUCGAAAAGCGAUUCCGUUAUCAGAUUGAACAGUAGGUCAGCUUCUGCAAUUGAUGGGGAUAAUUUGAUCAAGGAAUCUGAGAUUCCAUCUUCUUUGGAUUGGAGGAAUAAAGGAGCUGUUACUGCUGUCAAAGAUCAGGGCAGUUGCGGCGCGUGCUGGUCGUUCUCUGCUACUGGAGCAGUUGAAGGCAUUAAUCAAAUCAAGACGGGAUCUCUUGUCAGCCUAUCCGAACAAGAGCUAAUCGAUUGUGACAAAUCUUACAACGACGGUUGUAAUGGAGGACUCAUGGACUACGCUUACGACUUCAUAAUUAAAAACAAAGGAAUUGACACCGAAGAGGAUUAUUCCUAUAAAGGCCGUAGUGCAACGUGCGACAAAAACAAAAUGAACAAGCAUGUUGUGACCAUCGAUAGCUAUGUCGAUAUUCCGGAAAAAGACGAGAAGAAGCUUCUACAAGCCGUUGCUACUCAACCUAUCAGCGUCGGUAUAUGUGGUAGUGACUCGUCAUUCCAGCUUUACUCAGGGGGGAUAUUUACAGGGCCGUGUUCGACUUCUUUGGAUCACGCAGUACUAAUUGUUGGGUACGAUUCAAAAGACGGGAAAGACUAUUGGAUUAUAAAGAAUUCGUGGGGAAAAUCGUGGGGAAUAAAAGGCUACAUGCAUAUGGUAAGAAACAGUGGGAGUGAAGAAGGGGUUUGUGGGAUUAAUACGCUGGCAUCUUAUCCUGUAAAAUCGAGCACUAAUCCUCCGCCUUCACCUACACCGGGUCCCACAAAGUGUAAUAUUUUCACGUAUUGCUCGAGCGGCGAAACUUGUUGUUGUGCUCGAUAUUUUCUUGGGGUUUGUUUGAGUUGGAAUUGCUGUGAGGCGGAAUCUGCUGUGUGCUGUGACGACCAUCGUCAUUGUUGCCCGCAUGAUUAUCCGGUUUGCGAUACUAAGAAGAAUCUAUGCCUCAAGAAGAGUGGGAAUACUACGGUAUCGAAGCCGCUGGGGAAGAAAAGUUUUUCUGCAAGCUAGAUGGUUGAAAAGCUCUCAGAUAGAUGAUGAUUAAUCAAAACACUUGGGUUAUAUUAUUACAGCAGCACAUUUUGUAAUAAUGCUGCCAUUUUAUUGAAGCUAUCAUGCUUAUAUUCGGCCAAUCACGGUUCACCGUACGUAUAGUUAACUUAUAGAAGAUAUCGGUCUGUACACGGAUUUGUUUGCGCGAACUGAGAUAGUUUUUAGUCUAUCAAGUGAAGUAAUUUGUUGGUGCAGAUACAAUUUUAAAUGUAUAUUGUGGCAUUUCUUGGUGUUUCUGGAGUUACGAUAGCGGUGUCGGUUUUUUUUUUUUUUUUCUUUUUUUCUUUUCAAUGUCGAAUGAUGUGCUUUUCGAUCUGGUGAUUGUAAAUUCAAGACU
Molecule: messenger RNA, 1833 nt
Organism: Erythranthe guttata (spotted monkey flower)
Lineage: Eukaryota; Viridiplantae; Streptophyta; Magnoliopsida; Lamiales; Phrymaceae
Gene: XBCP3
Product: xylem bark cysteine peptidase 3
Biological process (GO): proteolysis
Molecular function (GO): cysteine-type peptidase activity
Source: RefSeq, a predicted model, not a curated record